CCACUUGAAGAACCAGAACCUUCUUUAUUCUUUUUCAGAACUAAACACACUAAAAGCAUAACUCAUAACUCAGUUCUAAACAGACUUCAUCUUCAUCCUCUAAACCAAAAACAACCAUGAAAAAGUCUAAAAAACCUUCACUUUCCUGGAUUUUCUUGCUGUUUUUAGCUUGUUCAUGUGUUUCUACAGCACAACAGCAAAAUCCCAUCAAGAAUAUUGUCGUUUUAGUGAUGGAAAACAGAUCUUUUGAUCACAUGAUAGGGUGGAUGAAGAACAGUGUCAACCCAGGAAUCAAUGGAGUAACAGGGACAGAGUGCAAUCCAGUAUCAACCAAGAACCCGACUCAUCAAUCCAUUUGCUUUAAAGAUGACGCAGAGUUUGUGGAUCCGGAUCCAGGCCACUCAUUUGAAGCCGUUUCACAGCAGGUAUUCGGCAACGGUUCAACUCCUUCAAUGACUGGUUUUGUAGAGCAAGCUCUAACCAUGUCAUCAAAUCUAUCAGAAACUGUAAUGAAAGGUUUUAGACCUAAAUAUGUGCCUGUCUACGCCACUUUAGUUCAAGAAUUUGCAAUAUUUGACAGAUGGUUCUCAUCAAUCCCGGGUCCAACUCAACCCAACAGAUUAUUCGUAUACUCCGCAACUUCUCAUGGCUCAACCAGCCACGUCAAGAAACAACUAGCACAAGGGUACCCACAAAAAACAAUCUUUGAAUCACUUCACGAGAAUGGAAUAAACUUCGGAAUAUAUUUCCAAAACAUACCAACUACUUUAUUUUAUAGGAACUUAAGGAAGCUAAAAUAUGUUUUUAAGUUCCACCAAUUUGAUUUGAAGUUCAAGAAGGAUGCUAGAGAAGGGAAGUUACCGAGCUUGAGUGUGAUUGAGCCGAGAUACUUUGAUCUGAAGGGUAUGCCUGCAAAUGAUGACCAUCCAUCUCAUGAUGUGGCUAAUGGUCAGAAGCUGGUGAAGGAGGUUUAUGAGGCGUUGAGGAGCAGUCCGCAGUGGAAUGAGACACUGUUGGUGAUUACUUAUGAUGAACAUGGGGGGUUUUAUGAUCAUGUUGAGACUCCUUAUGUUAAUGUUCCUAACCCUGAUGGGAACACUGGUCCGGCUCCUUUUUUCUUUAAGUUUGAUCGGCUUGGUGUUCGUGUGCCGACGAUUAUGGUCUCUCCUUGGAUCAAGAAAGGCACUGUGGUGGGUGGUGCAAAGGGACCAGCGCCAAAUUCAGAGUACGAGCAUUCAUCAAUCCCAGCCACCAUAAAGAAAAUAUUCAAUCUCUCUUCAAACUUCUUAACCCAUAGAGAUGCAUGGGCCGGCACAUUUGAAGGAGUUGUUCAGGAGCUAACCUCACCAAGAACUGAUUGCCCAGUGACCUUGCCGGAUGUUGCGCCAUUGAGAACUACGGAAGCAAAGGAAGAUGCCACCCUAUCUGAGUUUCAGAGUGAGGUAGUUCAACUUGCCGCGGUUCUUAAUGGUGACCAUUUCUUGAGCAGCUUCCCAGAUGAGGUGAGUACGAAGAUGAAUGUUAGAGAAGCUCAUCAGUACGUGAAAGGCGCUGUUUCGAGGUUUAUAAGAGCUAGUAAAGAGGCUGUUACUUUAGGAGCAGACGAAUCUGCCAUUGUAGAUAUGAGAUCUUCACUCACUACAAGAUCAUCACUUCAUAAUUAGAAGUCAUUUAUCUCUCACACCACACAAAUGUUUAACUUGGUCGAAGUAGGAAACAAUAAAGGAAGUUAUUUUUA
Messenger RNA from Mercurialis annua (annual mercury), 1738 nucleotides. Its product is annotated as non-specific phospholipase C6. Gene Ontology annotation, biological process: phospholipid catabolic process. NCBI's taxonomy places the organism in Eukaryota, Viridiplantae, Streptophyta, Magnoliopsida, Malpighiales, Euphorbiaceae. The record is from RefSeq and is a predicted model, not a curated record. The transcript is spliced from 3 exons. Bases 117 to 1664 code for a protein of 515 amino acids. Gene Ontology annotation, molecular function: hydrolase activity, acting on ester bonds.